Guillardia theta CCMP2712 is the source of this 438-nucleotide messenger RNA. RefSeq lists its product as hypothetical. NCBI's taxonomy places the organism in Eukaryota, Cryptophyceae, Pyrenomonadales, Geminigeraceae. The transcript is spliced from 2 exons. The coding region runs from base 1 to 438 and encodes 145 amino acids. The record is from RefSeq and is a predicted model, not a curated record.
AUGGGCAGUAUUCAGCACUGUGCCAUGAAUCAAAAUGUCAAUAUUGCCAAGACCCUCCGCACGAGCGCGCUCGACUUAGCAGCGCAGCUCCGACGCCUAGACAAGAGGAGCUACGUGUGCCUCGACUACAACGAGAUCGCGACCGGCAAGGGGGUCGAGGCGCUGGACGAGCUGCUCUACGACGGGCAUGCGCCGGCGUCGGGCAGUCUCGGGCGGUCUAUACAGGGAGCGCUGAGGCGGCCGAGACAAGCGCCGUCGCCCAGGACGUGCGCGAGCUUCGUGUGCGAGGCGCCGUCAGAGGGACGGAGGUACAGGAUGUCGGAGAGGCAUUGCGCGGACGCCAAGGAGCUACACGACGCGCUAGAGGAGCUGAGACGGGCUUGCCCGAACAAGGUCGAAGCAGACCUGACGAGGUAUGGUGGGGUGGGGCAGGGCUAG